This is a messenger RNA of Python bivittatus (Burmese python), 1661 nucleotides long. Lineage: Eukaryota; Metazoa; Chordata; Lepidosauria; Squamata; Pythonidae. The record is from RefSeq and is a predicted model, not a curated record.
GAAGAGUUAUCCGACAAGGCGUUACUAGAACCCUGACUCCGCCCUCAAUUGUUUCUACACUCUCUUGGAUUGGCCCGACCUUCGUGAGCUUAUAUCAGCCUAGAUCGGAUGUUUCGAAUAGCUUCUUGGGAAUUGUAGUCUUGAAGAAGGAACUACUUUGGCCCACGAUUCACACAGAAGACUUCAUAUCCCAGCGUGCCUCUGAGUAAAUCGAGAUGUAUGGUGUGUGAUCGUUUCGGACUUGGCUGCAUUAACUUUUGUGCCGCUGCUCGUGCUGCUCCCCGCAGACUUCACCCUCAGCGCAGAGCGGCAGGAUGGAUGGGACAUAUUUGCGGAGAAGAGGAGGCCCAUAUAAGACGGAACCCGCCACAGACUUAACCCGCUGGCGCUUGAGUAACGAAGAGGGUCGGCAGCAAUGGCGAUAUCUAGCAGAUGCUGAGGAUGUGAAGCGGGAGCAAACUGCGCUGGAGGCUCACUCUCUAGGGCUGGACAUAACUAAAUUCUUCCCAGUCUUGCCUAAAGCCUGUACUGCAGAGGAGGCAGCACUAAAUGGGAUGAAAUUUUUCUCAGGCCUACAAGCAGAAGAUGGUCAUUGGGCUGAGGACUAUGGAGGACCUCUCUUUCUGUUGCCAGGGCUCCUGAUUGCGUGCUACGUGACCAAGAUUCCAAUCCCAGGGGAAAGUAGGAAGGAGAUGGUGCGCUACUUGCGUUCCGUGCAACUCCCAGAUGGAGGAUGGGGCCUACACAUUGAGGACGUGUCCAAGGUAUUUUCUACUGUUCUCAACUACACGGCCAUGCGUAUUCUUGGAGUCAGCCCUGAUGAUCCAGACUUAUUGAGGGCUCGAAACAACCUCCACAGCAAAGGUGGUGCUGUAGGAGUCGCUUCCUGGGGUAAAUUUUGGCUGGCUGUGUUGAAUGUCUACAGUUGGGAAGGAAUGAAUACGCUUCUUCCUGAGAUGUGGUUGUUUCCUUCAUGGAUGCCAGGUAGCCCUUCCACGCUUUGGUGCCAUUGCCGCCAGGUUUACUUGCCAAUGGCCUACUGCUAUGCUGUCCGCCUCACUGCAGACGAAGAUGAACUUAUCUUGAGCCUUCGACAGGAACUCUAUGUACAGGAUUAUGACAGUAUUGACUGGCCAGCACAAAGAAACAAUGUUGCUUCUGGGGACUUAUACACACCACACAGCUGGCUACUGACGGUGGUCUACGCAAUAGUCAAUGUCUUUGAGCAAUUCCACAGCAAAAAAUUGAGACAGCGAGCCGUGGAGGAAUUAUAUGAUCACAUCAAAGCUGAUGACCAAUUUACCAAGUUCAUUAGCAUUGGCCCUAUAUCUAAAACAAUUAACAUGCUAGUGCGCUGGUAUGUGGAAGGAGAGAAGUCUCCUGCAUUUCAGGGACAUGUCUCCAGAAUCCCUGACUAUCUCUGGCUGGGUCUGGAUGGCAUGAAGAUGCAGGGCACCAAUGGAUCACAGCUUUGGGAUACAGCAUUUGCUGUUCAAGCUUUUCUGGAGGCUGGUGCCCAGAAGAGGCCUGAAUUUGCCAGUUGUCUGAUACAUGCCCAUCAGUAUUUCAGAAUCUCACAGGUUCCAGAUAAUCCACCUAAUUAUGAAAAGUACUACCGUCAGAUGAGCAAGGUAUGAUUAUAAAAGGUGACAGAAACGUGU